AUGAUCGGUGCAGUGCAAUUGGGGGUGUUGGCUGCUUGCGUGGUGGUUUUGGUUCCGAUGGGCAUGGCCGGUUAUCAUCUCAGCCGCAAUAAAAUGCUCUUCUUCAGCGGCGCUCUCUUCAUCACUCUCGCCAUUGGCGUCCACCUCACCCCUUACUUCCCUUCCGUUAACGACUUCGUCACCACCGUCUCCUCCGUCGUCGUUUUCGAGAACCGCCGUGAGUCCUGCCUCUCCCACCUCCACGACGUCGUUUGGGAGGUCACCCCCUCCCCCAAUUUCAACCCCCUCGACAACAACACCGUCAAUUACGACAAGUCGUGGGCUUGGACUUCUUCCUCUACCGUUUCUGCAUGCGGGUUUCAGAAACUAGGGCGUUUUGACGCCUCUGAUCUGCUCAACGGAUCCUGGGUUGUGGUGGCUGGUGACUCUCAAGCCAGGCUUGUGGCGCUUUCGUUGUUGAGUCUGGUUUUGGAUUCUGGGCCUCUGGAGAAGGUUAAUAGAGAUCUGUUUAAGAGGCACAGUGAUUAUCAGAUUGUGGUGAGUGAGAUUGGGAUGCGAUUGGAUUUCAUCUGGGCUCCUUACACUGUCAAUUUGACCAAUCUGGUCAACGGUUUCAAGCGAAAUCGCAACUACCCAGAUGUGUUGGUGAUGGGUUCUGGGCUCUGGCACAUGCUUCACUUCACCAACGCAUCAGAUUUUGGUGUUCAAUUACAAUCACUAAGGAGUGCUUCUGUGUCUUUGUUGCCAUUUUCGCCAGAUACCGGCUCCGACAGGCCGGUAACCAGCUCCGGCUCCGGCUUUGUUUCGGCCCGAUCGCCCCACUUGUUUUGGAUUGGCAUGCCCACGUUGAUAAACUCGAUGUUGAAUACAGAGGAGAAGAGGGAGAAGAUGACUGAUGCAAUGCGUGGUGAGUAUGAUAAGGAGCUUCACAAUAGUAAGAUUUUGCGCAAAGCCGGUGGUCCCCUGUUGUUGCUGGACAUUGAGUCCUUGAGUUGGAAUUGCGGAGUUCGAUGCACGGUUGAUGGGAUGCAUUAUGAUAUGCCUGUCUAUGAAGCUGCACUUCAUAUCAUGCUACAUGCAUUGCUCAUCGAAUCUCAUCAGAAGCUUUGA
Messenger RNA from Prunus armeniaca (apricot), 1110 nucleotides. The record is from the annotation of a GenBank genome assembly. NCBI's taxonomy places the organism in Eukaryota, Viridiplantae, Streptophyta, Magnoliopsida, Rosales, Rosaceae.